Myotis davidii is the source of this 510-nucleotide messenger RNA. RefSeq names its product ADP ribosylation factor like GTPase 8A (gene ARL8A). The record is from RefSeq and is a predicted model, not a curated record. The transcript has 6 exons. Gene Ontology annotation, cellular component: lysosomal membrane. Gene Ontology annotation, biological process: anterograde axonal transport. Gene Ontology annotation, molecular function: GTP binding; GTPase activity. Bases 1 to 510 code for a protein of 169 amino acids. Lineage: Eukaryota; Metazoa; Chordata; Mammalia; Chiroptera; Vespertilionidae.
AUGGCCGAGCUAGGUGUCCCCCUCGGUCUCCAGGGCGUUCCCGGACAGGGCUCCGGGGAACCCCAGUGGUUCCGUUUCCUGGUCUGGAGAUUCCCCUCUAGGCCAGCAUCCUGCCCAGAGACUGGGCGGCAUGGGCGGGUCCUGUCGAUUUUGCCCCUUUUCCAACCCCCACUUUCCCUCCAGUCAGGACAGUUCAACGAGGACAUGAUCCCCACGGUCGGGUUCAACAUGCGCAAGAUCACCAAGGGGAACGUGACCAUCAAGCUCUGGGACAUCGGGGGACAGCCCCGCUUUCGCAGCAUGUGGGAGCGCUACUGCCGGGGAGUGAGCGCCAUCGUGUACAUGGUGGACGCCGCCGACCAGGAGAAGAUCGAGGCCUCCAAGAACGAGCUGCACAACCUGCUGGACAAGCCCCAGCUCUGGACGGCUCUGGGCUUCGGUGCCCUGAGGACAUCACCCUACAGUGGCUUAUCCAGCACUCGAAGUCACGGAGGAGCUGAGACGGCGUGA